CGCAAGAAUAUAUCCGAUCGUCCGCACAUUUACACAAAUUUAUCAAUCGGUUAGAACGUUAUUGCAAGGGAGCGUCGGGACACAAAGUCAUAUACAGUUGAGUGCAGUUGAACAUAUCGCUUAAGUGCAGCUUGUGAUCGUGCUGAGGCCAAGAUGCAGGCAGAAAUCAAGCCGAGCACUGGUGACGAGCUGUCGAGUUGACCGUCGAAUUUUCGAGUGCAUCGUUCGGAUAAGGCAGACAUCAUGCCCGCCUGCAGCAGCGAAGGCGCCUGUCUCGAGGGUCUCUGGGCCUCGUCGCCCAGCAACAGCAAGAGCAGCAGUCCAGCCGCGAGUGCCGCGGUUCUCCCGCCGACGACGGGUACGACGUCAGCGAGCAGCCCGACGUCCACGACGACGACCACGACAUCGAUUUCGCUCCUCGAGCGCCGACAGAGUCACAUCAACAAGGCAGAACUGUCCAGGUUGAAAGUCGACAGCAGCCCGAUCGGCAACGGCCGGCACGCCCCAAGGUCUCAGCUGGCCGCUCCUCAGGAACGCAGCAGCGCCGCCCGCAGGAUAUUCGGAUAUCUGCUGCUCUGGCCCGCCCUUUGGGUCUCGUUUUGGCUCUGGGUGGGCUGGCUCUGUCUGCAACCAGGCCUGGCGUGUCUGCGCUUGCUACCCUGGCCGGGCGAGCGCUACAACGCGCGACAACAGACAGCAGCCGGUCCGAGGCGAGGCGCUCGGCCCUGCGUCCUCCUCAGCGGCGGCAGCAGCGUCCAGACGGUCAGACUAGCCCGCAGCCUGUCGGAAGCCGGCGCCCGGGUGGUCGUCUACGAGCUCGAGGGCCUCUUCGGCCUGGCCCGCUUCUCUCGCGCCUGCACGCGCUACUACAGCGUGCCCAGGCCCGGGCCUCGCUCGGGAGCCGCCGCCUACGUCCGAGCCCUCCGAGACAUCGUGUCCCGCGAGCGGGUCUCGGCCUUCGUGCCCGUCAACACGGCCAAUCCGGCCUACUACGACGCCCUGGCGCGCAAGCACCUGGAAUCGCUGGGCGUCGACUGCUGGGUGCCCAGGGCCCAGGAGUGUCUGCGCCUCGACGACCCGCUCGAGCUGCUGUCGAGGGCCCGCAAGGCCGGACUGGCCGUGCCGACGUACCGGCUGCUCAGCGGAGGCCUGCAGGAGGCCCAGGCCCUCUCCGAGUCCGGCGAUCUGCGAGGGCCCUACGUGGCUGUGCCGGCGGGCCCGGUGGGUAUGCGCGAGCGAGGCCCCGAGCUGCGUCUGCCGCUCAGCCCGGCCGAGCUGCAGCGCUACUCGGAAUUGCGGAGCCGCUGGCUCGUGCUCCUGGAACCGUGCGGGGCUCGCUUCGUCACCUGCACGACUCUGAGGGACACUCGACUGCUGUCGAACGUCACCUGCCGCCUCGAGGUGGCUCGCAACGGGACGACGACUCUGCUGCCGGAGCCAAGGGCCGACAUCGAUCACUGGCUCGAGCGCUACUUCGAGCUCGGCUGGGCCGACUCGGCCGGCUGCAUCAACGGCCACUUGAGCUUCCGAUUCGGCCUCGGUCCCGGCAACGAGUUGCUGCCGCUGGGCUGUCGCGUGGGCCUCGGACCGGCCUACUUGAGCCAAGAGGCUCGUCACGCUCGGCUGCUCCUGAGGCCUUUGAUCGGCGUCCCGAGGCAGACGUCGCUGCAGCAGCUGCAUCAGCAGCAGCAACCGAGCUGCGGACACGGCAAUCACGCGAGCGACUCGUCGUCCCGGGGACUGGACAAACGCGAGGCUCUCUUCAUCUACUGGGAUCCGCUGCCUUACUGCGUCUACUGCUGGGUGCAGCUGCCGUUUCGCCGACUGGCGGAUGCUCUGGGCGCCCAGAGGGCCCAGCAUCAGCCGCCUCUGGCAGUCGUUCAGUAAUUUUAUUGAGAUAUCGACCGAGUCUCUCUCAAUAUAAAGUGCCUCGAUUAACACUUGUUUGUUUUAUUUAAGUGCGCGAUUAGUGACCUGCGACUUCGGGCAGAUACACUUUCAGUGCGAUGAUGAUUUGUGCGCAUAUUUAAAUCUUCAAUGGCGUACGUUGAACUUUUGAUAAAUCGGCGAACUUUACGCUGCGCCAGUUAAGGCAUUUUUGUACAAAGUUUAUAAUAUUACCCGAAUCUUAGUUUAUUCAUGUCCAUCGAAGACACAAUGCAACUUGUUAGUUACGUACAAUUUUAUACUUUAGUUCAUAAGUGGUUCGUUUUUUUGUCGUUGUUGUAAUCUUCAAAUAUUGAUUGAAAUCGAGCAACGGAACGCAGUGCGUAUUAAGCUAGAAUAUAGCACGUAAUUGAAUUCUCAUUAAGUAAGAGAGAGAGAGAAAGUAAAUUGAGCUGUAUUAUCUCUUUCUCUGUUGCACUCACAAUCCAAUUUGUACAGAUCUCAGACAAGCGAUAAGUGCGAUACGCGUGCAUGAUUAUAAUAUAAGCGCGAGCAGGCGGAAACUAACUGCGCGUUAUUAUUUAGCGCAUCGAUGCAUAUUUUUGGAUUUUUCGUGCAAAUCAUGCAAGUUCGUGGCCUAUGCAACUCGAUUAUUUGUUUUAAUAAUAAACAUUAUGAGUAGGAAUUCGAAUAUAAUGUGAGCUAUAUAGCAGUGAUUGAUUCUCUGCGUGGCAAUUUUAUCUCGACAGCUGCGGUGCUCGCGUUCGUUCGCGGGAUUGAGCGAUAUACAUGUUUAACGUUACAAGACGUUGAAGCAAGAUGAAGAGGCAGUGCACGACAAUAACACGAUGACAGAGCACCAGCUGAUAUUAUUAUAUACCAAGAGAGAGAGAGAGAGAGAAAAAAAACUCGAUUUUCGCAGUUUGGCUGCAUGUGAAUGUGAAUACUCGACUGGCGAUCGAGUGCGCGCGGGCCGUUUAUCAUGCAGCGCGGCCAAAAGCUUUCGUAAGCUCUUUGAGCAGAAAAUAAAAAAAAUUAUUAAAGAAAGAAAGAAGGAAAGAAAGAAAACGCCCGAGCGAGAAAUGACAUUUGUCAUGGAGAAGCCUAAAUUGCCUUUGGCAAAGAGCAAAUGGAGAAAAAAGAUAUCGAGUGAGAGAGAACUAGAUAGGGCUUCGUCGAUGCGGCAGCCGCUCGCUCGCGCGCCAGCUCUACGUCUAAUGCAAUCUUAUCAUGCGAUAAUAUUGAAAUGCGGUUCUCUGGUUCCUUGACAACCGAAGCAAGCCCGCGCGCGCCCGAACGAGCUGGACUGCGCCGCGGGAAUAUUCGCUCUCGCGCCAUAAAACAUAUACUUACCUAUAUAUUUACGCGCACCCUCGGAUCGGAGCAUUCCCAUAGACUUGGUGUGCGUACGAGAGUCCUUGUUGCGUUGAGCGGUGCCAUAUCGACAUGCGUGAGCGCCUGCAUGUAUCAUUGUUACGUACGAAAUCGACGCAUAUUUUUCUUCAUGCGCUUCGACUCAAAUAAAACGCUUGUAUUUUGUAUGUCUCGUUGAGCGAGCGAUGAUUUCAUUUGCCUGUCUUAUACUUGUCUCUGCGGAAAAGCAGCUUCAACGAAUCAUCGACCCUCAACCUCUCAGCUGAGAAAAAUCCUUGUGUACGUGUUACGAUACAAAGCCACUUUGUAUUUGUGCAUAUUUUUCAUCGAACGUUAUGCAAUGUAGCGCGUAUAUAUAGAUAUAACGACUAGCCCAUGCGCGACUGGUGCACGCGAAAGCUCGGCGCGAGCGGCAAAACUUAUUUCGACCGACACGGAAGCUCCGAGCUUUUAUGGUUUAUGUGUAAUAUCUCAUGGCUUUGCGCAUCGCCUAUGCUGUGCUGCGUUGUGUGUGAGUGUGUGUGCAGAUCGUAUAUAUGCCAGCGCACCGACGACUAUUUAUAUACUUUUGUUCUCUUUUCUACGCCCCGAUCAAAGGGCUAGGAAUUAUUUCUAGAAAUUUUAAUUAAAUUUUAAAUAAAGACCAUUUUUUGCAACCA
Molecule: messenger RNA, 3920 nt
Organism: Trichogramma pretiosum
Lineage: Eukaryota; Metazoa; Arthropoda; Insecta; Hymenoptera; Trichogrammatidae
Exons: 1
Coding region: 244-1887 (547 amino acids)
Source: RefSeq, a predicted model, not a curated record